GUUUUGGGCCCUGCUAUAUUAGGUGACCGUCUCUCUUGUGGCCACAGUCCCACUGAGUCUGCGAGUCAGUCAACAUGGGUCAGCGGACGCCUCACAACAUUUUGUUUCUCUUGCUUCUCUGCAGGUUCAGUGGCCUUUCUGCCAGUUCAAGAAGGUUCACCCUGCUGGCUCCAGACCUGCUGAGGACAGAAAACCAGGAGAACAUCUACCUGCAGGCUGAUGGUCUAUCCAGUCCCAUUACUGUCUCCAUCUCCAUCAGGGACUACCGUAAGACCACCACGCUGCUUCAAGACUCUGUCAUACUCAAUCCAGAAAAUGGUUUCCAUGCUCUCAAGGCGAUACAGCUUCCCUCAGAUCGUUUGAACCGUGAGGAGACAAGGAACAAGUUUGUGUUUCUGAAGGUGGACUUUGGAGGCCUCCACUCUGAGGAGAGGGUACUGAUGGUGUCCUUUCAUUCUGGACACAUCUUCAUCCAGACAGACAAACCCAUCUAUAAGCCUGGAGAUACUGUUCGGUUCAGAGCCUUUAUGUCCUCUCCUUCCUUUAAAGCCCUGGACAGCUCUGUCACAAUAGAUAUCCAGAAUCCAGAUGGUGUGGUGGUCAAACAGAUAUCCAGGAGAAGAGCUGCUGAUGGUGUCGUUACAGACACGUUUCCUCUCUCUGAAAUGGUCAAUGAAGGAACAUGGAUGAUGACAGCAAAGUUUGACCAUUGGAAGCAGAACACGUUCACCUCCCAGUUUGAGGUGAAGAAGUACGUGCUUCCUGCCUUCAAUGUUACCUUGACUCUCAGGAAGUCCUACCUCGAUGUGGAAGACCGUGAACUGGUUGUAGAGAUCUCAGCCAGGUACCUGUAUAGGGAGCCGGUCCAGGGCACAGCCUAUGUGGUGUUUGGAGUGAAUAUCAACAAAAUGAUGAGAAGGUUGCCCGUAGUGCAUGUGUCAAAUCUGGUUGAUGGAGUUGCUGUCGUCAGGCUGAGCAUGGAGGAGAUCAAGAGAGUUUAUCCCAACAUUAGAGAUUUCUGGGGUGACUCUGUGUAUGUCAAGGCCUCUGUGCUCACCAAAUCAGGUGGUGACCUAGUUGAAGCCAUUUUGACCGGGAUUAAAGUUGUGAAAUCUCCAUAUGUCGUAUCCUUCAAAGACAUACCAAAGUACUUCAAGCCAGGCCUGCCCUUUGAAUUCACAGUCCAGGUGAGUCACCAUGAUGGUUCCCCGGCCAACAAUGUUCUGGUCAAGCUGAAUUUGUUGGAGACACCACUGGUCGUCAACUCCGGCACUGCCAGAGCCACCGUCAACAUGCCCAAUGAUCAACGCCCACAAACCAUUAUUGCUGAGAUCAUGCAAGAUGGCCUGAGGCCAGAGCAGCAGGUCAAAACACAUACCUUUGUUGAGCCAUAUGAGACCUUUAACCAGGACCGUAGAAACUAUCUGCACAUCUCUGCGGGGACUAACGCUGUAUCUGUAGGAGACGGACUGUCUGUGAAACUGACCAUCAAAACUGCAGACCAGACACAGAGAGACUUAAUCAAACACAUCACCUACCUGGUGAUCAACAAGGGCAAAAUCAUAAGUGCUGAGCGCCUGGAUGUGACCGGUCAGUUGCUCACCGGCAUUCCACUGACAGUCACCCCAGACAUGAUGCCAUCGUUCCGUUUUGUGGCUUACUACAGCAUUCCCGGGAGCAGUCCUGAAGAGGUGGUGUCAGACUCCAUCUGGGUGGAUGUGGCAGAUUCCUGUGUUGGAGGGCUGAAAGUUGGACCAGUGGAUGGCAUACACCGAGACUACACACCUGGAAGGAGCUUUCGCUUUCAGGUCAGAGGCGACCUGGGGGCAAAGGUCAGCCUGGUGGGUGUGGACAGUGCUGUCUAUCUGCUCAACAAGGACAGACUGACACAGAAGAAGAUUUGGGACGUGGUGGAACAUGGUGACAUUGGCUGCACUCAUGGCGGAGGCAGAGACGCCAGGAAGGUGUUCACAGAUGCAGGACUGCUCUUCACCUCGAGUGCUAACUUUCAAACUCCGACCAGACAAACCUUGGAGUGUCCAGGCGGUGCCAGAAGGAGGCGCUCUGCUGAGCUAUUGCGGCGUAAAGCCCAGCUGGAGAGUCACUACAAGGAGAGUCUGCAGCGUCGCUGCUGUAAGGACGGACUGAGGAAUAUCCCUAUGCCGUACUCCUGUACACAGCGCUCCCUCUACAUCACUGAGGGCUGGGAGUGCAUCCGGGCUUUCCUCCACUGCUGUGCCACUUACAGGGGCCCAGUGUUCAACACUGAAAUUCCCACCACCCCACCACCCACAACCACGACUCCCCCAACCACCACCCCACCACCCCCAACCAUAAAAACCGUACAUGGUACAUUCAUUGUAGAGGCACUUAUGCCUCACAAACCAAGAGGUGAAGCUGGGUAUGCAGGAGUUGAUGAAAAUAAGUUGGAGGAAGAGUGGGCAUACCCGGAUGACACUGAGUAUCUGCGUUCCAAGUUCUAUGAGUCAUGGCUGUGGAUGGAUGUUAACCUGCCCAGCAAGGCAGACAGAGACGGGUUGGCGUCUAAGAACGUGGACGACACUUUACCUGACAGCAUCACAGAGUGGGGAGUUCUGGCCAUUAGCUCAUCGCCCCAUACAGGUUUCUGUGUGGCUGAACCUUACAAGUUCAGAGCAUGGAAGCGUUUCUUUGUGGACCUGAAGUUGCCAUAUUCAGUAGCGAGGAACGAACAGGUCGAGAUUAAAGCUGUGAUCCAUAACUACGACUACGAAGACCUGCAUGUGAGGGUGAUACUGAUGAAGACAGAAGGUAUGUGCAGCAUCGCCUUUAAGAGCAGACACAUGCAGGAAGUGACGCUGGCAGUUGGAUCUUCUGUAGCGGUGCCCUACACCAUCGUACCACUGGUGGUGGGGAAACUUCCUCUGGAGGUGAUGGUAAUCGCCAGAGACAUGAUGGGACGAGACCGCAUCCAGAAAUCUCUAUGGGUGGUGAUGGAUGGGGUGCAGAAGAAAGAAGUUCGGAGUGUGGUGUUGAAUCCAUCGGCUGCAGGAGGAACACAGACAAUUCAUCUUGCCCCAUGCCCACUGGAGUCAGUGGUGCCUAACUCAGUGCCAGAGACAUUCAUCAACAUCAGAGGCAACGUGUUGGCAGACAGCAUUGAUAACUCCAUCAGUGACGACUCUCUGGCGUCUCUUAUCCAGAUGCCCGGUGGCUGUGUGGAGCAGAACUUGGCCAGAAUCACUCUGCCACUCAUCGCCACUCUCUACCUGGACCGAACCAACAGCUGGGAGAAAGUGGGGGUGCAGCGCAAGGUUGAGGCUAUACAAUACAUCAGGAGAGGUUAUGAGAACCAGCUGGCAUACAGAAAAAGUGAUGGCUCUUACCCCCCCUACAGGAACCAAGGUUCAAGUACAUGGAUCACAGCUUACACAGUGAAGGUGUUCUCCAUGGCUUACUCCAUCAUCAGCAUUGAUGAGCAGCAAGUGUGUGACCCUCUGCGCUACCUGGUGAAAAACACACACCAGUUUCCUCCGGGAAAGUUCAUAGAGGAUACCCUGGUUUACGACACUACCUUAACUGGCGGUCUCAGAGGUGACGACCCUGAAAUAACCCUGACGGCUUUUGUUCUCAUAGCGCUCGGUGAGGCUAAACAUGCAGGGAUCCACUGCACUCAUCCAGAUGUGAAUAUGGAGUUAGUCAUUGAUAAGACAGCUAACUACCUGAAGAGCGCGCUGGCGACAUCAGGGAGGAGACCGUACACUGUGGCCAUCACCUCCUAUGCACUGGCUCUGUUAGGGAAGGCUCAGCCUAAUGAGGUGACACAGUCAUUACUUGGAGUGGCAGCUCAAGAUGGAAGCCACUGGCCUGACAGUCAUAACACAUUAUUCACCUUGGAGGCGACCGGCUACGCCCUGCUGGCUCUAGUGACGAUGGGUCGCAUGGAGGAAGCUGAAGCACCCUUCAAAUGGCUCAACAGCCAGCGGAGACAAGGUGGCGGCUACGGCUCCACUCAGUCCACCAUGGUGGUGCUCCAGGCACUGUCAGGGUACUUGAUCAACAAACCCCUUCCUGAUGACUUCAGUCUGGAUGUGGACAUCAGCCUGGCAGGGCGCAAGGAAAUCAGCUACCACUUCACCCCCAGUACUGCGUAUGCUGCUCGCUCCUCCAGGUUGUCUGCGAAUCCUGAUGUGGAGGUGGAGGCUCGAGGGAAUGGACAGGGAAUAGUGGAGGUUGUGACCUAUUACAACCAAGUGCAUGAGGUGGAUGAGAAAAAGCCCUGUGAGCACUUCAAGCUCAACGUCACUAUUGAAGAAUCCAGCGAACAGCCUCCAGCAGAUGAAGGAAAGUCCUACCAGAUCAACAUCCAAGUGAAAGCUUUAGGAUCCCGAGAUGUCAGGAUGGUGGUCCUGGAUAUCAGUCUACCCACUGGCUUCACCCCAGACACCUCAGACCUGGAGAUGUUGUUGAACUCGGUGGACCGUUACAUCGAUAACUACCAGAUCGUUGAUAACCUGAGUGACAGAGGCUCUCUGAUCAUCCACCUGUUCAAGGUGUCUCACACACAGCCAGUGAUCCUGAUCUUCAGGCUUAAGCAGAGCUUUAAAGUCGGCCUCCUCCAGCCAUCCUCAGUUACUGUCUAUGAGUAUUACAACCCAGAUCACCGCUGCAGUCGUACUUACACUCCCAGCCAGGACAAAGAGGAGCUCUCUCGGAUCUGCAGAGACAACGUCUGCCGCUGCACACAGGGUGACUGCUGCGUGUCCAAAACUGACAGUGAAGAUUUCCCCAACAAAGAGAGAGAGAAGUUUGCCUGCAAGAGCUUACACCAUGUUUUCAAGGUGAAGGUGCUGAGUGUCAGCCAGAGUUACUACGACAAAUAUGAGAUGGAGAUCACACAAGUUAUCAAGCUGGGUGAGGAGGCUGGAGUUGAAGUUGGCCAGAAGAGGUUUUUCAUGUCUCAUGGAGGAUGUAGAGAGAGGCUCAACCUGGAGCAGGGCUCCCAGUACCUGAUCAUCGGCCCCAAAGAGGAUCAGUGGAACAUCGACAGUGAGACAAACAGAUUUGUCUACAUGUUAGGAAAGGACACCUGGGUGGAGCGCUGGCCUUCAUCUGCAGAGUGCUCCAGCAAUCCAAGCCUGCAAGCUAAAUGCAGGAGCCUUGAUGAAGCUGCAUCUCACCUGUCUCUCAGCGGCUGUACAGGUGUCUGAGCAAGAACUCGACACCAUUCCCCUGUAAAACCAUGGUACAGUACACUUCACAGUGUCUUUUCAAACCAUGUCUAUCUUUAUUAAGCCUGUGAGAAACAAAGCAACCAACCUAAGGAACGUUUCGAUCAAAUAAAGAGAUGGAAAAAGUGAUAAGUGAAAAAA
This is a messenger RNA of Lates calcarifer (barramundi perch), 5351 nucleotides long. RefSeq names its product complement C3. Bases 75 to 5189 code for a protein of 1704 amino acids. Gene Ontology annotation, molecular function: protein binding; endopeptidase inhibitor activity. The transcript is spliced from 41 exons. Gene Ontology annotation, cellular component: extracellular region. NCBI's taxonomy places the organism in Eukaryota, Metazoa, Chordata, Actinopteri, Centropomidae. The record is from RefSeq and is a predicted model, not a curated record.